Molecule: messenger RNA, 772 nt
Organism: Nylanderia fulva
Lineage: Eukaryota; Metazoa; Arthropoda; Insecta; Hymenoptera; Formicidae
Gene: Pban
Product: pheromone biosynthesis-activating neuropeptide
Source: RefSeq, a predicted model, not a curated record
GUUCGCCAGUCCUAUAAAAACCCGGAGGACGUUGGUCGUCUCGACAUUACUCGGCCAGAUAGUCCUGUCGAUUGAUCCGAGAUGAAAGUCACCGUGAAUCCCGUCUGCGCCCUGGCGUUGCUACUCUGCUUGACGUUUCGCGCUUCCGGCGAAUAUUCCGAAUUGAGAGAAUUGGCGAACGGAUCAAACGAUGGCAGAACGCCGAGCAACUUCGGUUCCUGCAUCGAGGGAAAGUGCAUCAAGCGCGCGCAGGAAGUCAGCGGCAUGUGGUUCGGUCCACGAUUGGGAAAACGACACAGACCUGACGAGAAGCAGCUGAUUAAUCCUGAGAUGCUAGUGAAUUCUCUGGACCAACCUGGCGUGCGCUGGGCCGUCGUCGCGAUUCCGACUAAUGAAAAGAGGCAACCGCAAUUUAUACCGCGCUUGGGACGAGGAUCGGAAGAGGACUUAUUCUCUUACGGCGAUGUGACAGACAGGAAUGAGCUCGACGAUGACGAGCCGAUGAUACCGCCGAUAUUCGCGCCGCGUCUAGGGCGUCGCGUUCCCUGGAUACCGUCGCCGAGACUCGGACGUCAAUCACGCAGCGUAUCGCAUAAAAUGUAGGUAUCCAUGACAAGAGGCAGAUCAUCGAAAAUUGCGAGAAAAGAGUGAUCACUUAGUAAAAAACCUAUCCAAUUGUGAGAAUUUCAACGAAGCGUCAAACAAAAUUAUAGUAUAAUACUAUAUUAAGAUAUAAAGAAAUAAAGUACUUACGUUUAUUUGUAUUUCGAAA